AUGAUGCCGCCGCCGACCCCGGCAACGAUGAUGAUGAUGAUGCCGACGUCGACUCCGGCAACGAUGAUGAUGCCGACGGCGAUGCCGCCGCCGACCCCGGCAACGAUAAUGACGACGCCGACGUCGACUCCGACGGCGAUGCCGCCGCCGACCCCGGCAUCGACGGCGAUGCCGACGACGACUCCGGCACCGGGAAAAAAUAUGAAAAAGCGCAUAAAUGAGGCCAUACGACGGGCCGUAAAUAAAGAGCGGCGAAAAUUCAACCGAAGACCCGGACCUGCACAAAAAUAUAUGCCCGGGCCACCCGGAGGUUAUUAUAUUCCUGCACCAGGAUAUAUAACCGGCGCAGGAGGAUACGCUCCCGCGCCAGGAUAUGUGCCUGGUGCCGCAGGAUACAUGCCGGCACCGGGAUAUGUGCCUGGCGCAGUAGGGUACGCUCCCGCGUCAGGAGAUCCGUCUUCUUCCUUGGAUGGUUUGGGAUCUUCAGGUGGUUGCUGGGCUUCCUGGGCUGGUCUGGAUUUUCCUGAGGUUGUGGUUUGGCAAAUUGUAUUAUAG
This is a messenger RNA of Nylanderia fulva, 555 nucleotides long. The record is from RefSeq and is a predicted model, not a curated record. Lineage: Eukaryota; Metazoa; Arthropoda; Insecta; Hymenoptera; Formicidae.